Messenger RNA from Cuculus canorus (common cuckoo), 2086 nucleotides. RefSeq names its product UBX domain protein 7 (gene UBXN7). Gene Ontology annotation, biological process: proteasome-mediated ubiquitin-dependent protein catabolic process. The transcript has 11 exons. Lineage: Eukaryota; Metazoa; Chordata; Aves; Cuculiformes; Cuculidae. The record is from RefSeq and is a predicted model, not a curated record. Gene Ontology annotation, cellular component: nucleus. Bases 38 to 1507 code for a protein of 489 amino acids. Gene Ontology annotation, molecular function: ubiquitin binding.
GCGGCGGCGCCUGCGCGGUGCGGGGCGGCGGGGGAAGAUGGCGGCGCACGGAGCCCCGUCGGGCGGCGCGGCGUUGAAGCGGUUAAUCCAACAAUUCUCUGCCAUCACGGGUGCCAGUGAAAGCGUGGGAAGGCACAUGCUGGAAGCGUGCAACAACAACCUGGAGAUGGCCGUCACCAUGUUCCUGGACGGCGGUGGGAUCGCAGAGGAGCCCAGCACCAGCUCUGCAGGGGUGUCUGCUGUUCGACCGCACACCGAGGAUGAAGUACGACCUCCAAUUCCUCCAAAACAGGAAAUUCUAGUGGAGCCUGAGCCCUUGUUUGGAGCUCCCAAGAGACGCAGACCGGCGCGCUCAAUCUUUGAUGGCUUUCGGGAUUUCCAAACCGAAACCAUUCGACAGGAACAGGAGCUACGGAAUGGAGGGGCGGUGGAUAAGAAGCUGACUACUCUCGCAGACCUCUUCAGACCUCCCAUUGAUCUGAUGCACAAGGGCAGCUUCGAAACGGCCAAGGAGUGUGGUCAGAUGCAGAACAAAUGGCUCAUGAUUAACAUCCAGAACGUGCAAGAUUUCGCCUGUCAGUGUCUAAACCGGGAUGUCUGGAGCAAUGAGGCUGUCAAGAACAUCAUCCGGGAGCACUUCAUUUUUUGGCAGGUGUACCACGACAGUGAGGAGGGGCAGCGAUACAUACAGUUCUAUAAACUAGGAGACUUCCCCUACGUCUCCAUCCUGGAUCCCAGGACAGGCCAGAAACUCGUGGAGUGGCACCAACUAGACGUGACUUCUUUUGUGGACCAAGUGACUGGUUUCCUGAGUGAGCAUGGGCAGCUGGAUGGCCAUUCCACCAGCCCUCCUCAGAAACGGUCUCGCUCUGAGAGCCUCAUCGAUGCCAGUGAGGACAGCCAGCUGGAAGCUGCUAUCAAGGCCUCGUUGCAGGAGACACAUUUUGAUUCCUCGCAGCCCAAACAGGACAGUCGGUCAGAUGAGGAGUCAGAGUCAGAGCUUUUUUCUGGGAGCGAGGAGUUUAUUUCAGUUUGUGGGUCUGAGGAGGAAGAGGAAUCAGAACCUCCUGCCAAGAUAAGGAAGUCUCCACAUAAGGACUUUGGGCACAAAAAAGAGGAGAGCCGGAGGCCUCAGCCUGAGCCUCCUGCACGGACUGAGCCUGGGACAUCAAAUUGCAGAGCGCUGCCCUGCGUUAAUGCAGGGACAGCAGAGGAGUCGGCUGACAAGCCCGACAGCACGUUGCGGGGCCUAAAUGUGAACGGACCAAAGAAGGCGCGGCUGAUGCUAAGGUAUCCAGACGGAAAGAGGGAACAGAUCUCACUGCCUGAACAAGCUAAACUGCUGGCUCUCGUGAAACACGUCCAGUCUAAAGGAUACCCCAACGAACGCUACGAACUCCUGACCAACUUCCCCCGCAGGAAUCUCUCCCACCUGGACUAUGAGACCACGUUACAGGAGGCAGGCCUGUGUCCUCAAGAGACUGUCUUUGUGCAGGAAAGGAAUUAACACUGUGGCCUCCCAGCCUUCCUUUCCUUCCCUCUUGGCCUGGAACACUGACUUGUUAAAUAUGCAGUUGAGGGCUGCAGGACUGCAGUGCUGGAAUUAAGCAGGCAGCUGCUUGGCCCUUCUCUCUCUUCUUCCCUUCCCCUUCUCUAUUGACCAAAUGAAAGCGGUCAGAGUUUUACUUUAUUCCUCAGUUUGGGCCCUGCGGAGAGCAGAGAAGAACAUCUUUCCCUUAUUUUCAUGGAAUAAAGUAAAAUGAUGAUCAGUGCUGGCGCUCGGAGUGGCCGUGAUACACAUCCCCUUCUCGCUGCUGUUCUUAAAUCUGUUCUGUUUAAUUUAUUUUUGAAAGUAGUGUGUGAUAAGGCACUGAGUCAUCUCUCUAGGAGAGAGCGUAACCUCCAGCACAGGCUUUCCUUUGUGUUGAUCCUCUCUGGGAAGGGUCUCCAUUAACCCGGCAGCCUUCUCAAGGGUUCACGUCUCUGGCACUCUGCAAAACCUGCUGUUUGGGAAGGAGUGGGGUUGGGCUGUGGCGAGAUGCUCUGCCCCAGCUGAUUUAAAGGCUUCGAGGUUGCAUGUGUGUUC